Messenger RNA from Nymphaea colorata (pocket water lily), 1544 nucleotides. RefSeq names its product 3-ketoacyl-CoA synthase 6-like. The transcript has a single exon. Gene Ontology annotation, molecular function: acyltransferase activity, transferring groups other than amino-acyl groups. Lineage: Eukaryota; Viridiplantae; Streptophyta; Magnoliopsida; Nymphaeales; Nymphaeaceae. Gene Ontology annotation, cellular component: membrane. The record is from RefSeq and is a predicted model, not a curated record. The coding region runs from base 70 to 1440 and encodes 456 amino acids. Gene Ontology annotation, biological process: fatty acid biosynthetic process.
CCACUUGAAACUGGAGAGCAAAAGCCUCCUCAUUCAAAGCAAAAGGGUGCCCUUCCUAGCAGGUGAGAAAUGGGCAUUGCAUUUAGUUUCCUACUGCUCAAGGGAGCAAAUCUCAGGCAACAGAGACAGUCUGAUAUCCAAAACGUCCACUACUUCGCUGCAACUGUAAUAGUUCUAGCAGUCAUAUAUUUUUGUACCAAGAGGAAACAUGUCUACCUAGUAGAUUUCACUUGCUACCGACCCCCUGAUCACUGCAGAACCCCACUUUCUACAUUGCAUGAAUGUGCAAUUUGUGCCAAGGAAUUUGAUCAAGAGAGCAUCUCUUUCCAGUUGAAGACUAUCCAACGGUCUGGUAUUGGGAGUGAGAGUUGCAUUCCAAGUUCAGUUCACAGUUGGCCCCGUGACAGCUCUCUGGCUAGUUCAAGAGAAGAAGUGCAGACUGCCUUAUGCACCAUAGUAAAAGACCUCUUAGAUAAGCAUGGCAUUAAACCAGAGUCCAUUGACAUUCUCAUCUCGAACUGCAGCCUGUUUAGUCCUACUCCAUCGAUUGCUGCCAUGAUCAUCAACUGGUUCGGUAUGAAGAGUGAUAUUAUGAGUUUCAACCUUUCUGGGAUGGGCUGCAGUGCAGGAAUUUUAUCAUUAGCUUUGGCAAGAGAUCUACUCAAAGUCCACAAAAACUCUCUUGCUCUUGUUGUUAGCAUGGAAGCAUUAACUCCACAUGCGUAUCCAGGGAAAGACAAGUCCAUGCUGUUAAGCAACUGCUUAUUCAGACUGGGUGCUGCUGCUAUACUGCUGAGCAACAGGGAAUACGAUAAAAGGAAAGCCAAAUAUGAUCUUCAGUACCUAGUUCGUACACACAGCGGUUGGAAAGACAAAUCCUACAAUUGUGUUUACCAAAAACCCGACUCAGAAGGCCACGUUGGAGUUUCUCUAUCAAGGGAUGUGCUAAAUGUAGCCGGUGAAGCGCUAAAAUCCAACAUUUCUCGUGUUGGUCCUCUUGUUUUACCGUUUUCAGAGCAAUUCCAGUAUGGCUUGUCCAUGAUUAGGCAAAAACUAGUUAAGGCGCCAAAUCCUCUGUAUGUUCCUGAUUUCAAGAAGGCUUUUGAGCACUUUUGUAUUCAUGCAGGCGGAAGGGCUGUAAUUGAUUCGGUGGUAAAGAACUUGAGAAUGGAAAAUGAACAUGCAGAGCCUUCAAGGAUGACAUUAUACAGGUUUGGAAAUACAUCUUCAUCUUCCAUCUGGUAUGAACUUUCUUAUAUUGAAGCAAUGGGGAGAAUGAAGAAAGGAGACAAAAUCUGGCAGAUUGCUUUCGGAAGUGGAUUCAAAUGCAGUAGUGCCGUCUGGAAGUGUAUAUCAGAAAUCGCAAAGGAAGAAAACAAUGCAUGGUCUGAUGAAAUUCACAGAUACCCAGUACAGAUACCAACUAAGUUUGAUUAUUGAUUGGUCCUCCCGUUACCCAUCCACGCUCAUAACACGCUGGCAUACACUACCUCCAACUAGAACAAUCCACUAGCUAUAAAAGAAGAAAUAAACCCAAUGGCAAG